Molecule: messenger RNA, 405 nt
Organism: Linderina pennispora
Lineage: Eukaryota; Fungi; Kickxellomycota; Kickxellomycetes; Kickxellales; Kickxellaceae
Exons: 1
Source: RefSeq, a predicted model, not a curated record
GGCAAGCGCUCCUACCUGUGCCCGGCAGACAACUGCGGCAAAGUCUACAAGCGCGCCGAUUUUCUCCAAAAGCACAUUCGCGCUCACGACACCCGCGAAUCCCGCGCUGCCCGCAAGCGCGCGCGCAUUGCACCCGAUAAUGGCUCGGAGUCUUCAGAGGACGCGCCACUGGCUGUGGUCGCCAGGCAGGCCAACCGGUCGGACCACGAGGACACCGAGACUGAGGAUGAGGAGGCUGUGUUUGCGAGGCCGCAGAGGGAGGCCGAGCGCCUGCUGGAGGCAAAGCUGAGUGCUUUGAGGGGCGAGGUCGAGCAGCGGCAGCAGCUGCUGGAGGACAUUCGUGUGAAGACGCGCCGUGUACGCUUGGAGAAUGAUAUUAUUAUUGAUGCCCUGGAGCGAGGGUAG